Messenger RNA from Emys orbicularis (European pond turtle), 2835 nucleotides. RefSeq names its product glutamyl aminopeptidase (gene ENPEP). The transcript is spliced from 20 exons. Bases 1 to 2835 code for a protein of 944 amino acids. Gene Ontology annotation, biological process: peptide catabolic process; proteolysis; regulation of blood pressure. Gene Ontology annotation, cellular component: plasma membrane; cytoplasm. Gene Ontology annotation, molecular function: metalloaminopeptidase activity; peptide binding; zinc ion binding. The record is from RefSeq and is a predicted model, not a curated record. NCBI's taxonomy places the organism in Eukaryota, Metazoa, Chordata, Testudines, Emydidae.
AUGCAGGGAAUGGAUUUUGAGGAUAAGAAGUCCAAGAGGUAUUGCAUGAAGAAAAAGCAUGUGGCCAUCAUCUGUGCAGUAGUGGCUGCGGUAGGUUUAGCUGUGGGACUUGGCGUGGGAUUAAGCAGACCUGAGCCUUGCCAACCUUCCGGAGGCACAGAACAGCCAGCAACCACUACUCCUGGGACAGUGGAGACACGCCACUGCCCUCCCAAAAAUGAUGCAAAUGGAGACUGGACAGAUUUCAGGCUACCCACUUACAUUAACCCAGAACACUAUGAGCUGGAAAUGAAGCCUGUGAUGGAUGCAGAUAUCUACACAGGGACAGUCAACAUCUCCAUCAAGUUGGGGAAACCUACCAAGUACUUGUGGCUUCACCUCCGAGAGACCAAGAUCACAGAGCUGCCCAUGCUCUGGAAAUCCUCAGGGCAGCAGAUUGCACUGAUCGAAUGUUUUGAAUAUGAACAACACGAAUAUGUGGUGAUGGAGGCAAAAGAGAUGCUCUCUGCUACUACUGCAAAUGACAACUAUAUACUAACCCUGAAGUUCCAAGGCUGGCUGAAUGGCUCCCUCGUUGGAUUUUAUAGAACCACCUACACUGAGAAUGGAGUGACCAAGAGCAUAGCAGCUACUGAUCAUGAGCCAACAGAUGCACGGAAGUCGUUUCCUUGCUUUGAUGAGCCCAACAAAAAGGCAACUUACACCAUAUCAAUCAUCCAUAAAGAACCAUUCAAAGCACUCGCAAACAUGCCCGUAGAGCAAACGGUUCAAGUGGGUGAUGGCUGGAACAGGACAACUUUUCAGAAAUCUGUCCCAAUGAGCACAUAUUUGGUGUGCUUUGCUGUGCACCAGUUUGAAUGGGUAGAAAGAAAGUCUGCCAGUGGAAUUCCUCUCAGGAUAUAUGCACAGCCACAGCAAAUACACACAGCAGAAUAUGCAGCAAAUGUUACUAAAGUUGUAUUUGACUACUUUGAGCAGUAUUUCGAUAUGAACUACUCUCUUCCAAAAUUAGAUAAAAUAGCUAUUCCAGAUUUUGGUACUGGUGCUAUGGAAAACUGGGGUCUGAUCACUUACAGAGAAACAAACCUACUUUACGAUCCCAAAGAAUCUGCUUCGUCCAACAAACAGAGAGUGGCAGCUGUGAUUGCCCAUGAGCUCGUUCACCAGUGGUUUGGAAACAUUGUGACCAUGGACUGGUGGGACGACUUGUGGCUAAAUGAAGGAUUUGCCAGUUACUUUGAGUUCCUGGGAGUAAAUGCUGCAGAAACUAAUUGGCAAAUGCUUGAUCAGGUGUUAAUUGACGACGUGCUGCCUGUGAUGAAGGACGACUCCUUGUUGUCUUCUCACCCUAUUGUGGUCAGUGUGUCAUCUCCAGCUGAAAUAACAUCUGUAUUUGAUGGCAUAUCAUACAGCAAGGGCGCAUCAAUUCUCAGAAUGCUUCAAGAUUGGAUUACACCAGCAAAAUUUCAAAAAGGAUGUCAGGAGUACCUAAAGAAAUACCAAUUCCAGAAUGCAAAGACAGAUGAUUUCUGGGAAUCCCUGGCACAGGCAAGUGAUAAGCCAGUGAAGGAAGUGAUGGACACCUGGACCAGGCAGAUGGGAUACCCUGUAUUGAGUGUGGAAGCUAAUUCGAAGGUCACACAGAGACGUUUUCUGUUGGACCCCUCAGCAAAUUCUUCUGAACCAACCUCUGCACUAGGUUACACAUGGAAUAUCCCAGUGAAAUGGCGUGCUGGGACCGAAACAAAUGUUACAUUCUACAAUAAGUCAGUAUCUGCAGCCACAGGAAUUACUAUAACACCCAGCAACCCUGAUUCUUUACUGAAAAUAAAUCCAGACCACAUUGGAUUGUAUCGUGUAAAUUAUGAAACACAAACUUGGAACAACAUAAGCAGAUUAUUGGCUAUCAACCAUACGUCUUUUUCUUCUGCUGACCGUGCCGGGCUUCUGGAUGAUGUGUUUUCUUUGGCAAGGGCUGAACUGUUGAAUUAUGCUGUUCCACUGAAUCUAACAAAAUAUCUACAAAAUGAAGAGGAUUAUUUACCUUGGCAUAGAGUUAUAUCAGCUGUAUCUUACCUCAGAGACAUGCUUGGAGAUGAUAUAGAGCUCUACCCCAGGUUUAAGACAUACUUUCGCAGUCUGGUUAAACCCAUUGCAAAUAAGCUGGGUUGGAACGAUGAUGAAACUGGAAGCCAUGUGAUGAGGCUUCUUCGUGCAGAUGUUUUAGGAUUUGCAUGCAGCAUGGAUGACCAGGAUGCUUUGAACAAUGCAUCUAGCUUAUUUUAUUCCUGGUUAAAUGGAACAAGUCCAUCUGUAAAUCUCCGGCUCUUGGUAUAUCGCUAUGGGAUGCAGAACUCCGGCAAUGAGACAUCAUGGAACUAUAUGUUUCAGAAAUACCAAAGUACUUCAUUAGCUCAAGAAAAAGAAAAGCUGCUCUAUGGUCUGGCAUCAGUGAAGAACAUCACCCUUUUGGACAGGUAUCUAAAAUAUAUUUACAACACCAGUCUUAUUAAAAGUCAGGAUGUGUUCACUGUCCUGAGAUACAUCUCCUAUAACAGCUAUGGCAAAACCAUGGCUUGGGACUGGAUACGGCUCAACUGGGAAUACUUAGUCAGCAGAUACACAAUCAAUGAUAGAAAUCUUGGUCGAAUAGUAUCAAUAACCCAAACAUUCAACACUGACCUUCAGCUUUGGCAGAUGGAAAAUUUCUUUGAAAAAUACCCUAAUGCUGGAGCAGGAAAAGCACCCAGGAAACAGGCUCUCGAAACAGUAAAGAAUAAUAUUGAAUGGCUAAAACAAAACAAGGGAGAGAUAGAAGCAUGGCUAACAACUUAA